This is a messenger RNA of Dicentrarchus labrax (European seabass), 1860 nucleotides long. RefSeq names its product olfactory receptor class A-like protein 1. NCBI's taxonomy places the organism in Eukaryota, Metazoa, Chordata, Actinopteri, Moronidae. The transcript has a single exon. Gene Ontology annotation, biological process: G protein-coupled receptor signaling pathway. Gene Ontology annotation, cellular component: membrane. Gene Ontology annotation, molecular function: pheromone receptor activity. Bases 464 to 1540 code for a protein of 358 amino acids. The record is from RefSeq and is a predicted model, not a curated record.
CCCUCUUUGAGUUACUAUCUCUCGGCUGCAGCACAGCAAGGAAACACAAAGAGGUUGAAAAAGACUGAGCCUCAUUUAACUUCACAUAAACGAGAGCUUGUCUUCUAUCACUUCCAUUAUAAGAAUGGCAGGAAUAGAUCUUACAGCCAGUAUGAUCAGGACGAAUGAUUACAGCAGGCAAAACGUGUCAAAAUGGGCACCUGACUUUUGUUUUAAGAAGUACUUGAAACAUUGUGUGUAUCUUUCAGUGGAACUAUAUUCCCUUUGCAGUGUUUGCCCUCCGAGACCAUCUGAGUCAGAUUUAGUUUGUGGCUUUAAUUUGCCAAACUGUGGGUUGAACACAAUGUUGGCAAAUGAUCUCGAGGGGCAUCAAAGGCUAUAAAUUGUAAUUACACAGGCUAUUAAGCUUUACUACUUUUAAUCUGCAACUUCAGGUGAGCAUUGUUUUCACUGAAAGAAAGAGAUGACACAAUUAAAUUCAGGCUGUAUUAUGUUUCUAUCACGCUUGAUGAGGGUAUUUUCUUGUGUGCAGUGUAUUCAUAACCGAUUUGAUUCUCUGUCUGCUUUUCAAAUCAUGCCGGGUGCAGGCCUUGGUGUCAUGGAUCUGUGUGUGACCAUCAAAGGGGUCUCCUUCCUCUUGCAAACAGGUAUGGGCAUCUUGGGGAACACCGUGGUGCUGCUGGCGUACGCCCACAUGAUUUGCACCGAACCCAAGCUCCUUCCUGUGGACAUGAUCCUGUGUCAUCUGGCCUUUGCCAACCUGAUGCUCCUGCUGACCCGCUGCGUCCCCCAGACUAUGACUGUGUUUGGGCUGAGGGACCUGCUGAAUGAUCCUGGGUGUAAGGUAGUGAUCUACGCCUACCGGAUCGGCCGGGCUUUAUCAGUCUGCCUAACCUGCAUGCUCAGUGUGUUUCAGGCAGUGACCAUCGCCCCCGCGGGCCCCCGUUUGUCCAGGUUGAAGCCUGCACUUCCCUCCCUGGUCCUCCCCACCUUUGCAGGACUAUGGCUUCUCAAUAUGGCCAUAUGCAUCGCAGCCCCUUUCUUCUCUAUGGCUCCACGAAAUGGCACCAUCCCUGCCUUUACACUCAAUCUGGGCUUCUGUCAUGUGGACUUCAGAGACAACCUGUCCUACGUGAUCAAUGGGGUGGCUGUCUCUGGGAGGGAUUUUGCCUUCGUCGCUCUGAUGUUGGGCUCGAGUGGUUACAUUCUGCUGCUCCUCCACCGCCACAGUCGCCGGGUGAGAGGGAUCCGUCGCUCUCAGGGCGGCGGGGCAGAAACCAGGGCCGCCAAAACAGUUGUCACCUUGGUGGUUCUGUACGUGGUCUUCUUCGGGAUUGAUAACGUGAUCUGGAUCUACAUGCUGACGGUUGCGAAGGUGUCGCCAGUGGUGGCUGAUAUGAGGGUGUUCUUCUCCUCCUGCUACGCCUCUCUCAGCCCCUACUUUAUCAUUUCCUCCAACAAGAAGGUCAAGGCGAAGAUCGUGUGUGCAGCUGAGCAAGACCAACCGCCAGCAGACAAUCAGGAGUCAAGUGACAAAUGACUCCAUCUCUAUCUUGACAGGCUGUCGACUAUCCUGCAAGACAGCAGGAGUUGUACUCUCAGACCUUAUCAUUUUGAACAAUGGUGCACAGAUAACUGUCAUUUAGCUAAACAAUGGACCUUUUAGAAAGUAGUUCUAGACAGUAGAGUCUUACAAUAGUGUUCUUGGGUUUCCUCUUUCAUGUAUAUUUCCGUCAAAAUCAUAAAUGAAUACCUGUAUCUGCCAUUUAGCUUGUGGUCAUUAUGUAUGGCAGGAAAUGAAACACAUAAGCUGCAUCAUUGCUGAAACAAUUAGUCAAUCAGUAAAUUCAUCUGCAUCAA